UAGCGUGCCGGCGCCUCGAGCGUCGAGGUCAACAGCGACGGCGCUAUAGUGGACGCGUGCCAACCACUUACGCUCUUGCGGAAAGCGCUUUGUCGCAGCAUUCGCCGUGAAACCGGCUGCAACGCUGACGCCCCCUCUGCUUCGACAAUGGCGGCGGAAGUGUUCCGGACCAUUGAAGGCAUAUUUCUAGGCAAACACUUUCCGGACGAUGCGGUACGGUCAACCCUUGCGUACAAGCCACGACCUGGAGACUUGUUCAUCGUGAGCUACCCUAAAUGCGGUACUACGUGGACACAACAUAUCGUUUACAACAUUCUUACGGACGCCCACGAACCGAAAGAUGAUCUCGAGUUGCUGCUGCGUCUUCCUUUCUUGGAAAUGCAAGGAGGGGAAGCCGCUGUCUAUGCACCAAGACCGGCUGCCUUCAAGACCCACUUACCUUUUGACAAGAACCCCUACUCUCCCGAAGCGAAGUACAUCUACAUUACGAGGAAUCCUUACGACUGUUGUGUGUCCUUCUACUAUCACACGCGAAACAUGCCACCUUACCUUUUCGAGCACGGUACGUUCGACGAAUUCUUCGAGUUAUUUCUUCAAGGGCGAGUCGACUUCGGAGACUACUUCGAGAACGUUCUCUCCUGGUACGCACACCGCAAUGACCCCAACGUGCUGUUCUUGACUUACGAAGAGCUCAAACGAGACAUCGGGUCUGGAGUACUGAAAAUCGCGGCUUUCAUUGGUGAAGAAAAUUAUAGUAAGAUUAAACAAAACCCAGAACUUCACCGCAACAUUCUUGAGAGGUGUAGUCUGCAACACAUGAAAAAAGAACUCAACGAUGGGCCUGAGGCACUGGAAUCGGAAUUGAAAGAUUUACCUCAGCUCAAAACACUGAGGCCGGAACUCCUCAAAGGGGUUAAAAAUGUUCUCGAAUUUACAAAGAAACCAAUGACGGGUGAAUUCAUCAGGAAGGGGCAGGUGGGAGACUGGAAAAACCAUUUCUCGUCUGAACAGAUUCGACGAAUGAAGGAGAAGAUUAUCGAGGCUACGAAAGGAUCGGACCUGAUGAGCUUGUGGAAAGACGUGGACAUUCCCCGUAUUGUCCCCAAUUAAGAAGACUGCAGAUACUGCACAAGGAACCGUCGAGUGCAGAACUGCAGGAAUAACUUUUUAUUCGGACUUUUGUUGGCCACAAGUGUUGUCAGAGGUACGAGUGCAGUGCGCAACAUGUAUGUCAUAACGUUUCUCCCAACAAAAGACGCUCUUAUAUUUUGGUGCAUGUAGAAAUGACAGGCCCGUAAGAUAAAAAAACGCAGUUUAACAAACAAUGCUAGAUGAAAACACUUUUUGUUUAUAUAAGAAAAAAAAUACACGGGAUAAUCUAUACUAACCAAAAGAGAUUGUUUAAAUAUGUUUACGUACGCGAGAAUGGUGUCUUCCCUUCAGCGCUGUGCUCACAAGAUGGGCGACUAGCAUUUGCGAUGUAUUUGUUAACUUAUGAAAUUUGACAAGUUGACUUUUCAUUUACGGAUUUAAGCGCCUAUGUUGCAAUGUCUAAUACAGGAGGGCAUCGCGUGAGGAAAAUAAAUUACGGCAUCUUAAAAACGCUUUUGUUGGUACAUUAACAAAAACAUUCUUCAGCUUCAUUUUACUAAUCAGGCCGCACGAUGAGGGCCAGAAGCAAUCCAAAUGUAAUGAUUUCCGCUUCGUUUGGUUUCUUUCUAGCAAAGGGUUCAGCGUCUCUGCCCUAUUCUUAUUUCACAAAGCUGAUAUUUUGGUCCCCGACCGACGCGUACGGACCAAGCGCGCUACGAUGCAUUUGAUAACUUUGCAGUCCGUUGCAGUAGGCUGCUCGGCGUCACAAAAGCGUCGAGAAUGACACACAUGGGCGGUGCGUCCGAGGCGCUGUUUGAGCGCUGGUUUGGGAAUCUGAGCAAAAAAGCAGGCUAACAUUUCUCUACGAUUAACACAACAGUGGCUGUAGCUUUUAAUUCGUGCAAAUGCUUCAGUCUCGUUCGGUCAUCGUGGUUAUCGUCAUCAUCAUCAUCAUGUUAUUUUUUUAAUAUACACUACAGGAGGAAGGCCUCUCCCUGCAAUCUCCUAUCGCCCUAGUCUUGCGCUAGCUGAUUUCAACUUGCGCCUGGAAAUUUCACCAUGUGAUUAACCCACCUGAUUUUCUGCAGUCAUCGCCUGACCUUCCUUUCCCUUUGCCCCCAUUCUCUAACUGUAAUGACCCACCGCUGUUCUAGCUACGCAUGGCCUGCGCAGCUCCACUUUUUCUCUGAAUUUCAACUAGAAUAUCAGCAAUCCCCAUUUCCUCUCUUAUACUCAACGCUCUCUUCCUAGCGUCUAACGUUACACCUAACAUUUUUCGUUCCAUCGCUCUCUGCGUGGUUCUUAACUUGUUCUCGAGCACCUUUGUUUGCCUGCAAGUUUCUACCCCAUUGUUUGCAACGGGAGAAUGCAAUUGCGUGCAUUUCUAUUCAGGGACAGUGGUACGCUCCAAGUCAGGAUUUGGUAAGGCCUGCCGUAUGCACUCCAAUUUUUUUAUUUUUCUGGAAAAUUUGCGGUGCAUGGUCAGGGUCUCCUUGAGUAAUUGACCCACAUAAGCAUACUCCGGCGCAGCCUCUAGUGGCUGAGCGGCGGUCAUGAAUACUUGCUCCCUAUCCACGCUAUAAAGCGUGGAUAGGGAGCAGUUACCUUUGUCUUGUGCAUAUUAAUCUUCAACCCCACUGUUAUACUUUCUUCGUUAAGAUCCUUAUUCAUCUGUUGUAAUUCGUCCGCAACGUUGCUGGACAGGACAAUAUCUGCAAACUGAAGAUUGCUGAGAUAUUCGCCGUUCUUCCUCACUCCUAAGUCUUCUAAGUCUAAUAGCUUGAAUAUGUCUUCUAAGCAUGCAUUGAACUGUAUUAGAGAUAUUGUGUCUCCUUGCCAGACCCCAUUCUUGAUAGGUAAUUUUCAAUUUUCUUUUGGAAAACCAACGUAGGUGUGGAAUCACUAUUUCCCAAGAUAUUCAUGUAUGCCUGCUGUACUACUUGUUUACGCACUGCCUCUAUGGUGGUAUCUCUUCUGAAUCAAAUGCCUUUUCAUAAAAUAUGAAAAUCAAAUAGGGAGGUUGAUUGUACUUCACAGAUUUCUCAAUUACCGGAUUGGUGACAUGGACUUAUACCGUUGUACAAUAUCCUUUCCUGAGGACAGCCUGUUAUCUUGGUUGAUUGAAGUGUUGCCUUUCUCCUACUGAAAAUGAUCUUGGUGAUUAUUUUCUAGAAUACUAAAAGCAAGCUAAUGGGCCUAUAACUAUUCAAUUCUUUUGCGUCUCCGUUCUUAUGCAUUAUUAUAAGCUUGGCAUUCUUCGAGGUCUCUGGUGCACUUGAUGUAGCGAGGCAUUGCGCAUAAAAGGCUGCAAGCUUUUGAGGCUUCAGAUUGCUUACAUCAUUGACUAAAUCGACUGUUUUGCAUCUUCUCG
Dermacentor andersoni is the source of this 3463-nucleotide messenger RNA. Its product is annotated as sulfotransferase ssu-1-like. Gene Ontology annotation, molecular function: sulfotransferase activity. NCBI's taxonomy places the organism in Eukaryota, Metazoa, Arthropoda, Arachnida, Ixodida, Ixodidae. The record is from RefSeq and is a predicted model, not a curated record.